Lactuca sativa (garden lettuce) is the source of this 1866-nucleotide messenger RNA. RefSeq names its product protein LURP-one-related 10. The record is from RefSeq and is a predicted model, not a curated record. NCBI's taxonomy places the organism in Eukaryota, Viridiplantae, Streptophyta, Magnoliopsida, Asterales, Asteraceae.
UCAAAACAGUGCCGUGUUGAGAGGCUUCCUGACAAACUUCCUAACCCCAGAAAAGUAAUCCGUCAACAGGAACACAUCUUUAUAAGAAGCCUUUCACUCAUAUAAUCUAUCAAGAACUAUUUGUCUGUGUGUAUCGAUGAUGGCUCAACCAAGCUAUGCACCUUUGUCCUCUCCAGUCUCUGUGAUAGGGUCUCAGUUCAUGUCACCAUAUCAACUUGAUAUUAUAGUUGAUAGAAAUCCAAAAGGAAACGUUGAGAUUACUGAUAUGAGCAAUAAAAUCAUGCUUAAAGUGAAACGAUGUGAUACAUCCUUUCAUUAUCAACGAGUGCUACUCGAUGUUGAUGACAAACCCAUCGUUACAAUGCGUAAGAAGAUCAUGAGUGAACACGAUAGGUGGAAUGUAUUCCGGGGUGACAGUAAAAGCAAAUCGGACAUGGUAUUUACCACAAAAACAGCUCACGUGUUCCAAUCUAAGACCAAUGUACAUGUGUUCCUGGCAAACAAAACCGGUAGUAAAGAUGUUUGUGAUUUCAAGAUAACAGGAAGCUGGUCGAAGAAAAACUGCACUAUUUAUAUGGGAGAUACUUCAACAACAAUAGCCCAAGUGAAUAAAAUGCAAUCAUCUGAGAAUAUAAAACUCGUUAAGGACAAAUUCAUGGUGACAAUUUAUCCCAAUGUUGAUUACGCCUUUGUGGUUACACUUAUAGGGAUUGUUGAGGCUAUGAAAAGCUCUAACACAAAAGGUACUGAAGUUGCUGCUGGAUCAGCGGUGGGUGCAGUUCUUGGUGCAUUUUUUUCCUAGUCAUACUAGUUGCAUUCUAUAUGACAAAUUCCCAUUUUGUUAGUUGUAAUUUGUGGAGAAAAAUAAUGUGUGGUUAGGAUAGUUUUGACAGUUUGUAUAUGUGUGUAGAAGUAGUUAUACAACAACCCAAAAAUAUCAAUGAUUGCAGUAUAAAUAUGUGGAGUAUCAUCAAGAAUGGUUUUCUCAAACCCACAAACCGAAAGAAAGACAAAAACAGUUUGUUUCAUUUAUGAUCAUGCCAAUGGGAAGGUGAGUUUUGAGAGAAUUUGACAUUGUAAGAUUUAUAUGGAAGUAUUUCCGAUGAUAAAUCUAUGCUUAGCGUGGUCGGAGCAAGUGGAGGAGCCAAUGUUGAAGGAGUGGGGUGUUUGGACCCCACUUAAUUUUGGGUCCCACCAUAUAUAUAUAUAUAUAUAUAUAUAUAUAUAUAUAUAUAUAUAUAUAUAUAUAUAUAUAUAUAUAUAUAUAUAUAUAUAUAUAUAUAUAUAUAUAUUAUUUUUUUCUUUUUUUAAGAAUGGUCCACUUUGACUUUAGUUGGCACCCAUCCAAAGUACAUCCGAUUUCCUUUUUUGGAAAUGUACACCCAAUUCCUAAACAUGCAAUUUGUUUGCUUCACUUCUUUUAUUUUAUCUUCUUUUUUCUUUUCAACCUAGCCACAGCCGCACCAUGGCAUCAAAUCACCAUUCCAUAAAAAAAAUAACUUCGUGGAGAUCAUAGACUAUCAUCGCCUAAACUGAUGCCGACCGUGACGACCUGAGUGUGCCUUCGACCUCCGCUUCCCCUGUUCUCUCGAUCUACCUCCGUAAAUCUUUAUCUCUAAAUAUGUAAUAUAUUUGAUUUUAUUAGGGGUUGGUUUAUAAGUUUCUUUCGUUUGGUUUGUGGACUCGAUGAAAAUUAGUUAUUCUCUUGGUUGUAUUGUUAAUUUUUGGUUUUUUAUGGGUAUAUUUGAACACCGUUAUGUAAUUAUAGCUUUGUUGAUUGUAAUAGGUUAGUGGUCCAUACAAAUAUUGAAAUUGUUUUCUUAUUGUUAGGUAAAGUACUUGAAUAAUAGAUUUGGAUUAUUUGAA